AUGUCCCGAAGAUAUGAUUGGGGAUAUGCCAGUAACAAUGGACCAGAACAUUGGCCUGAGUUUUUUCGGACAGCAAAAGGAGAGCGCCAAUCCCCCAUCGAACUCCAUACCAGAUAUAUAAAACAAGAUAGUUCUUUGCGUCCCUGGACUACCACCUACCACCCAUCAACAUCACUGACAAUCGUAAAUGACGGAACCACCUGUAGGGUGGUAUUUGAUGACUCAACUGAUAAGUCAGUUUUAAAAGAUGGUCCAUUAAAUGGAGCCUACAGACUACGACAACUGCAGUUUCACUGGGGCUCCUCUGAUGAAUAUGGGUCUGAGCAUGUUGUGGAUGGGUUGAGAUAUGCUGGAGAGAUUCACUUUAUUCAUUGGAAUUCAAAGUAUGACAAUAUUACAGAAGCUAAGAAAAAUCCAGAUGGUGUAGCUAUUAUAGCAGUAUUUUUAAAGAUUGGGAAAGCGAAACCGCCCUUGAAGCCUAUUCUGGAAGCAUUGGAUUGCAUAAAGACUAAGGGAAAGAAAGCUCAUUUUACGGACUUUGACCCUACAAUUUUGUUUCCGACAUCCCGGGAUUACUGGACAUACCAAGGUUCCUUUACAACCCCACCAUGUGAAGAAUGUGUGACUUGGUUGCUACUGAGAGAGCCUAUUACAGUGAGCUCUGAGCAGAUGGAAAAAUUCCGUAACCUCUAUUCGAGCUCAGAAGGAGAAAUCGCCUGUCAAAUGGUAGAUAAUUAUCGUCCUCCGCAACCUCUGAAAGGAAGAGAAGUCAGAGCUUCAUUUGAUUAAACUCAACAGAAAAAGCACAAAGUUUUUACAAAGUUUUAUUAUUUAUAGAUAAGCAUGGUUCUGUUACUGUGUGGUGUAGGUUUGCUGCUUUUGAUCAUAAGUCUGUAUUUACAUUGAAUACAUUUGUCACCAAAACAUUUCACAGUUUACUAUGAUGUGCACAAGCAUCAGUUAUAGAAAAAUUUUAAUAUUAUUUUAACAUACAGUAGGUGUUCUCACCACUCUUAUGUUUUUUCUGCUUAUCUACCAAACUUUGGGGUCGAUUUAUCAAGCUCCGUACAGAGCUUUAUGUCCCUGUUUCUGCGCGAGCCUUCAGGCUCACCAGAAACAGAAGUUAUGAAGCAGCGGUCUAAAGACCAGUGCUCAAUAACUGAUCCGCUGCCUCUGAGGCCGUGGACAGAGAUCAGCCAGAUCGAAUACGAUCGGGCUGAUUGAUACCUCCUGCUAGCGGCCGAUUGGCAGCGAAUCUGCAGGAGGCGACAUUGCACAAGGAGCUCACAAUAACUGCUGGUGCAAUGAUAAAUGCCGACAGCGUAUGCUGUCAGCAUUUAUCGAUGUGCAGCGGACAUGAUUCGCUACAUCGUAUCAUGUCCGCUCGCACUAUCAUAAAUCUACCCCUUUAUGUAUACAAUAUUCCGCUCUCCACUGGUUGACACAAUACCAAUAUAGUAAUGCAUGCCUUUAUGUUGAACACACAUUAGAAUAAUGUUGCCCAUAAAUGAAUAAAUCUCUUUCAUCAUCAAGUUGUUACAUUUUUACAACAUACAUUGUGGAUGCACUGCAUGUGUAAGUGCACAUUUGCAUGUAAGACUACCAUUAAAAAUCAUGAAUACAGAAACAUA
Messenger RNA from Bombina bombina (fire-bellied toad), 1631 nucleotides. RefSeq names its product carbonic anhydrase 3. The transcript has 7 exons. NCBI's taxonomy places the organism in Eukaryota, Metazoa, Chordata, Amphibia, Anura, Bombinatoridae. Gene Ontology annotation, molecular function: zinc ion binding; carbonate dehydratase activity. Gene Ontology annotation, cellular component: cytoplasm. The record is from RefSeq and is a predicted model, not a curated record. The coding region runs from base 1 to 789 and encodes 262 amino acids.